This is a messenger RNA of Didymosphaeria variabile, 2853 nucleotides long. RefSeq lists its product as uncharacterized. The record is from RefSeq and is a predicted model, not a curated record. NCBI's taxonomy places the organism in Eukaryota, Fungi, Ascomycota, Dothideomycetes, Pleosporales, Didymosphaeriaceae. The transcript is spliced from 6 exons. The coding region runs from base 1 to 2853 and encodes 950 amino acids.
AUGGCGCAAUUUUCUUCUGCCGAUCGAGAAUGGUUCGCGACGGCGUCUGUACAAGAGCAAGAGACCGGGCCACAAAUCCCAGCUUCGCGCUUUUCUGCUAGCCAGCAGCAGCAGCAGAAGGGCAAACGCAAGCGACCAGAUGAAUUCGAUGAGGACGCAUGGCGCAAUGAUCCGGACGUCUAUGCUUUCAUCCGCGGCAAGCGUCAACAGCUGAGACCAAUGGCUUCUGAGAAGGAAAACAAGAAUGCGGAUAUCUCACGGGCCAGUAUCAGAGACCGUGUACUAGCCUCACAGGCUCUCCGCGAUCUCAUGGAGAUUCGAGCAUCGCUGGACAUGAAAGCUGAGAUCGCGCGCAAGCAGAAGGAACAUAAGGACAUAGAUGCACUCGGUGCCAUGGUCACGAACUUACGCAAAGUCGAAACCCUUGAUCUUCAGACGUUCUACCGCGUCGUGGCCCCGGGCCUUCCACAUCCGGAGCGGAUAUUCGACUUGGAAUUAAUGACCCAACACCAGCCCAAAGUCGAAUCAUCUGAGUCCGAUAUCAGUGAUUCUGAGCCUAGCGAUGGAGAAGUCCAAGAAAACGCCGAGUUGUCGACUCUCGUGAAGAUAGCUCAGUCCACAGCUCGACGGCUUCCAGCUGUAGAGAUCAAUCCAGUCAUACGCCGUUCUCAGUGUUUCCAUGUUCUCAUGAAUAUGAGGCAGUCAAUUGAUGAUUGGGCUUGGCUUUGCAGUCUUCUGGACACAGCGAACACACGGAAUCUUCGCUCUUCCGCAUUUCGGGAGGAAUGCGCCGCUUGGUCCGAGAAGGUCUACGAGUCUGCCCUUUUAUCUGACGACAAGGGAGUGCGGAUGCUCGGUCUACCGUGGUCGUCCGUGGAUCGCUUUGCAAACUUGCUCAGGGCGUGGCUACUAGCGAAUCCAGAACAGGUCAACAAUGAGUUCAUUCGAGAAAUUGUCGGCUACCUCGGCCUUCUGAACUUCCAUAGGAAUGCGGACACUGCGGCCAACACAAAGCUGAAGGCUAUCUGUGCAGCUCCUCGGAACCAUCCGUCGGAUGUGAAAGACACCUCUCUUUACCAAUUGCUACGAGAAGAGGCUGUCGUGGCGUUUCGAUCUCCGAACGAAUUUGAUUUCUUCGCUUGCCGCAGCGAGAACUAUUGCUCUAACGGAGACAAAGCUUUCAUGCAAGCACAGCGACGCAAAGAAGAGGAUCUCGAAUGGGCCAUGAUACAGAAACUUCCCACUCUUCCCAAGCGGGUGGGCAAGAACAUUUACGAAGCCCCGCUUCCAAAGACAGCGUACGUCCGUCGGUGCGUGGAAGCGUUGCGGAUACUUGUCAGCGCCAUUAGUACCAUUUAUGGUGGGAAUACUUCUCAAAUUCGGCGCGCGAUAGAGUUCAUGAUGUACUGCGGAUCCCUGCUGCGACUCUGCAGGGGCUUCUAUACUCUACUGAAGUUCCAGACACCAGCCGCAGAAUUCCUCGCUAUUGCGGAUUCGGUUCGGCCGCUCAUUGAGAUACUGCGUAUCCUGCAGCAAGCCAAAGCGGUAGAAAAAGCUACAGGCGCCACUGAAACCACUAUUUUAGGUGGUUUCAAACGGUCUGAUCGCAUUAAGAUGAUUGAUUUCGUUCUCGACUUUCUUGUGGAAGCUCAAUUCCCUUCGCUCGAUUGGGUAGAGCGGCGGCUUCAAGCGGCACCGUCUGGUGCUUGGUUCACAGGCAGUUCGUCCACAAUCACGAACGGUGAUGCUGAUGUAUCGUUCGCGGUCGCUGGAGCUAUCAGCCGGGACGGUCUCCUCAUGAUUGACAAGGAUGGCACCGGCCGAGGAUGUCUUAUUGAAGGUGACAGCGAUUCCGAGAGCAUCUGCUCGGAUUACUCAGUGAUCGAAAUCACCAACUAUCGCGAAGAUCCUCAUGCAAAACCUGCGCGGGUCUGCUCAAGCUGGGUAAAGUCGUACGACCCAAAGGAUCCGGAAACUCCACCGCGAUGUACCACCCGCUUCUGCAGGAGCCUACAUCCAGACCUUAGGCUCGACGGACUCUGUAAAGACUGGACACACAAUCAAUGUAAUGACGUGGAUUGCGACCUCGCGCACGACGAUCCAUUGUAUCCGCGCAACAUGCAUGUAGCCUCCACGCACCCUAGAAACUUUGCGUAUCGCUUCAAGCGGCAUAUCCCAUACAAGCCGCACACAAUUGGAGCGAAGAGUCAGUUUGCGAACACUCCAUCUGGCAUUGCAAAGGGACCCAAUCUCAUGCGGCAACGGAAUCAGUAUGGUUUACCUACGCAGAUGCCAGCUGUCGUCGGCUCAAACAUGUUUGUUAACCCGGACAUGGUGCAAUCCGCAACUCCUGAGAUGCUCGCUGCUGCAAUGGGCCAGGCCUACUUCAACUCUUUGUCGAAUUUUUUCCCAACUCCUGGACAAUUUUAUGGUACUCCCAAUUCGAACGGCCUAACGGGAGCUUAUGGAGCGCAACCCUUUCCGACCCCGUUCGGUCAACAGCAGCACAACGUCACUAACCAAGCUGGCCCUGUCUGUUACUAUUGCCGCGGCACCGGUCAUGUCCAAAAGUUCUAUUAUGAGGAUCACGAGAAUCGCGGCCCCAACACCCCGAAGGGUGUUCGAGCGUACAACAACGAAUCUACGAAUUUGUCUACAGCAGAAUCGGCGAUCAGCUCGCCGCUCACUCCCCUCGAAAAUGUUGGCGAGCUCCGUGUCCGCGGAGCUGCUAACAGCACCCGACCAGCUUAUAACCAGUCUCAACGACCGCCAAAUCGGACACCCCGAGACAAUAGAUUGAACCGGAAUCGGCCAGAGCAAAACCGCUACCGUGGUCCCCAACAUCCGCGGUAA